ACUGAGCCCCGUGGUGUACCUGGGUGUACCUGGGUGUGUCUGGAGCCCUCCCCUCUUCCCCUCCCACGGCCUCCUCCCCCCACCACCACCAUAGGGCUCCUGGGUCUCACGGUGUUCUCUCGAUGGGCACCGAAAAAACCCUCUCUCUCCCUCUCCCUCUCUCGCCCUUCUCCUUCCUCUUCUUCCUCCUCCUCCUCCUCCUCCUCCUCCUCUUCAAGCACGUCCUCCUCCAAAUCCCUCUUCCCUGCAAACAAAGCCCUCCAGCGGUCCAGCUCCUCCACUUCCUUCUCCAACACAUCCUCCUCCUCCUCCUCUUCCUCCUCCUCUUCCACUCUCCUACAUCCGCUAGAAAUCCACUUCCUGGCUGACCCUUAUGGCCCUCCAACAUCCACGUCACCCACGCCAACAACACCCACAGCAACGCACCCUCACGAAUCCACGCCCGCUGAGCAUUCACCAUCAACAGCCGCCCACACGCCCAUAGAAGGCUCAACACACUCUUCUCUCAUAUGGAAACGUGAAAUUCCUCUCCCUAACUCCCUUCCUCCAACGCCCAUCACUCCCACGACCCCCGCGCCCCCCAGCAGCCUCCCCAAGAUCCAGGUGUGCGGGCGUGGGGGCGUGUGGUGGGCUCUGAACGCGGGUGUGUUGCUGUUAUACCGGGACCUACACGCCCGCGGAAUCUGUACCAGCGUGCGGGCGGAGGUGGUACCCUUGUUCAAGGUGCCGGAGCCUCUGCAGCGUGCCAUGGUGCUGGACGGGGAGGAAGUGCCGGAAACGGACGCCCUUCUGCCUGACUCCAGCCGGUCUACAAAACGUGGCUAUGACCGUCUCAGCGCGGCGGAGGAGGAUGCGAACGGGAACAGCAGCCCGGCCCCCCUCCGAGCCUCCCACGCUUCUGCGACGCCCGCCACCACCCCCAGCGAGGCAGGCGGCGCUCUCACCCCCACCACACCCAGCACGGACAUGGACGUGGGCUCCAGUGGCAGUCCCUCCCUCCUCGAGUCAUCGGAUUGUGACCACUACAUGACUCAUUCAGAUUCCAGCGACUCGUCCUCCGAUGAUGAUGACGAGGCGCUGACCUGCAAUGUGUGUGACCGCGCCUUCCCCACCUCGCGACUCCUGGCCUCCCACCAAACCAGGAAGAGGCACUACGGAUGCUCGACCUGUGAGAACGUGUUUCCGACCCUCAUGUCCCUGGAGGCCCACAAGGAGGAGACCAACCACUGGUCAGACGACGAUCUCUUCCUAGACGACGACGAUGACGACGACGACGACGACCUGGACGAAUUCUACGACGACGAAGUGAACGAAGAGGAGCGAGAGAAAUUACUAUAGUUCUCCGCUUUACGUAUAUCUACCGAAGGAGUUAUAGCGUAGCAUCAGGAGACACUGGUACUUUAUAUAUCAACACAAUAGCUAAGCAAAAAGAAUGUGUAUGUAUAACCAUCUAUUUUUCGUCCCUUCAAAACUCCAAUGGAAACUUGAAACUCACUUGAAACUACAUAAUAACUCUCUUUCCCCAACGCCGGAUUGCCUCAGUUUCUCCUCCGGCAAGAUCAAAGCGAAACACCGAAUUUGAAAGAGAAUCUCCUCCAUUCUUCUGUACUUUGAGGGAGAGAGAGACGCGGUAGAGUCGUCCCUUGCGUUGAUAGGCGAAGGAGGAGGAGCCACGUAUUUGCUAUCGCCUCCCCUAUCGCUGGUACAGUACAUACUAAGAGUUCCACUAGCUUCCCUUCUUCCUCCCCUGGUCCUACGGAAGGGAUGUAUUAGGUAGGACACAGUAGAUAGGACAAGCCUGGGACAAGAAUGCGUUUCUAGUCUAUAUUUUCUAUCUUUCAAGGCGUCUCUCCUAUAUCAAGUGUGUGAUUGUGUGAUGGUGUGUGAUGGUGUGUGCUGGAGUGUGUGUGUGUGUGUGUGUGUGUGUGUGUGUGUGUGUGUGUGUGUGUGUGUGUGUGUGUGUGUGUGUGUGUGUGUGGGAGUGUGGUUACAGAACACUAGUCACUGUAAAGUAUCAAAUUGUAUAACUUUACGAGUAUGAUUAAAAUAGCAAAGUAG
Portunus trituberculatus (swimming crab) is the source of this 2058-nucleotide messenger RNA. RefSeq names its product flocculation protein FLO11-like. The annotation marks the transcript as partial. NCBI's taxonomy places the organism in Eukaryota, Metazoa, Arthropoda, Malacostraca, Decapoda, Portunidae. The record is from RefSeq and is a predicted model, not a curated record. The transcript has 5 exons.